Messenger RNA from Mytilus trossulus (common blue mussel), 618 nucleotides. RefSeq names its product ras-related protein Rap-2b-like. Bases 1 to 618 code for a protein of 205 amino acids. Gene Ontology annotation, molecular function: GTPase activity; GTP binding. The transcript has a single exon. The record is from RefSeq and is a predicted model, not a curated record. Lineage: Eukaryota; Metazoa; Mollusca; Bivalvia; Mytilida; Mytilidae.
AUGGAUUUGAAUAUGAUUGAUCAGUCAAGAUUCCAGAUAGCCUUGUUGGGAUCUGGAUUUGUGGGGAAAAGUUCUUUUUUGAAGCAAUAUUUACAUGGUGGUUUUUCUGAUGACUACACGGAAACGGUUGAAAACCUAUACUUUCAACAAUAUAUGAUAAACGGAACAAUGAAAUAUGUCAAUUACUUAGAUACAGCCGGAAGUAUGGCAUUUCCUUCAAUGAGGCAACUUUAUGUUUCAAAAUCAACAGGCUUUAUUCUUUUCUUUUCAAUAGACGAUGCGGAAUCAUUUAAAAGUAUUAAACGGAUUUGGGAAGAAAUUAAGAUUAGCCGCCACUCUUUACGAAGUAUUCCUUGCAUCAUUGUUGGGAACAAACUAGCCAAUGAAGAUAAGAGAGAAGUGGAAACAUUCGAUGUUUUAGAAUGGGCUUGCAGUGAAAAUCUUGGGGGAUGUAUUCUUGAAAUUUCUUCUAAAGACAAUGCAAGUGUGAAAAAUGCUUUUGAUAUGUUAUUAGAGCAGUUUGGCAAUACAAGAACGGAACAUAGAGGACCAUUUCGAAUUCAUUCAACCAGUUUCGACAGACAAAACAACAAUUCAAAUAGACAUAAAGUCACUUAA